CUUUUGUCAAUGUCUGUGUGUGCGUCUCUCUCUCUCUCUCUCUCUCUCUCUCGGAAGAGGAGUGUUGUUCACUAAUGCUUUAAGAAUCCUCUUAACCAAGUAAUCACAUGACCCAUCUGCCCUAUAGGCUAUUACCCAUCAGCCACCUCCCAGCCUACACCAAUAUGUCAUGUCCUUAGCCUCUUCAGAGCAGCUCAAGAAAAGACCAUGCUAAUCUCUCCUCUAGCAGACAGGAACCAGAAGGAGUUGUGUUCAGUGUUGUGUGAUGUGUUGGAGGAGCAGUCUCACAGGGAACUGUUUGCCUUAGAGCUGGGCUCUGGCACAGGACAGCAUGUGGUCAACUUCGCCAUGGCCAUGCCCUUCAUCACCUGGCAACCGUCAGACAUCAAAGAGGAGUCCCGUGACAGUAUCAGAGCCUACAUAGCGGCAACCAAAGUUAAGACUGUGCUGCAGCCUGUGCACCUGGACGCCAGCGAACCCUGGGAGAAGUGGGCGGGCCUUCCACGCGGGGCCUGUGAUGUCAUCGUGGCCAUUAACCUGCUUCAGUACAGCUCUUUCAAAACUGUCGAGGGCGUAGUCAAAGGAUCAGGCCAGAUCCUCAGACAAAAUGGUCUCCUGAUCACACAUGGGCCCUACGCCAUCAACGGCACCAUCACCCCCAGCUGUCUGGAGGACUUGGACCAGGAACUACGAGAGAUGAACCCAGGGUGGGGUCUACCAGACAUCGACGUUCUGAGACAGCUGGCGUUUGGGAACGGGAUGCGUAUGGAGAGGAUGAUAGAGAUGGAACAGUAUAAUAAAUGCCUGGUCUUCAGGAAACGUUGACAUGAAAACAGGGCUUCUUCUGCAUCUGAGCAAACAUCCUGAUGACCCACAUUUUAAACAUCUAUUUAUGUAAAUAAAGUACGUUAUGCAAAAUAAAA
This is a messenger RNA of Salmo salar (Atlantic salmon), 923 nucleotides long. RefSeq names its product methyltransferase-like 26 B. NCBI's taxonomy places the organism in Eukaryota, Metazoa, Chordata, Actinopteri, Salmoniformes, Salmonidae. The record is from RefSeq and is a predicted model, not a curated record.